Seriola aureovittata is the source of this 4757-nucleotide messenger RNA. RefSeq names its product WD repeat and FYVE domain containing 2 (gene wdfy2). Bases 176 to 1378 code for a protein of 400 amino acids. The transcript is spliced from 12 exons. Lineage: Eukaryota; Metazoa; Chordata; Actinopteri; Carangiformes; Carangidae. Gene Ontology annotation, molecular function: metal ion binding; protein binding. The record is from RefSeq and is a predicted model, not a curated record.
GUGUUGUCAGCUGACUGACAGCGUCUCAGGCAGCCGUCACAACACCGUGUGUGUGUGUGCAGCCUGCCUGACAGCUUAGCUUAGCAGCUCCUAGCCGAAGCUCCGCCGCUGGACCGGGCUGGGUUAUGUUUUCCGGAGCCAGAACCGUACACGGAGGUUUGUGCACCACCAACUCAUGGCGGCCGAAAUUCAGCCCCAACCGCAGGCUCGGAAGCCAUGUCUGCUGAGCAAAAUCGAGGGUUUCCAGGAGGUUGUGAGCACGGCGGUCAUCAUUCCCAAAGAAGACGGCGUUAUCAGCGUGUCUGAGGACAGGGCGAUUCGAGUAUGGCUGAAGAGAGACAGCGGUCAGUACUGGCCCAGUGUCCAUCACACAAUGUCAUCAUCGUGCUCCUGUAUGUCCUUUAACCCAGAAACCAGGAGGCUGUCGGUGGGCAUGGACACUGGAAGUAUCUGUGAGUUCGUCCUGUCAGAAGACUACAACAAGAUGACCCCAGCACGUACCUACCAGGCCCAUCAGGGCCGAGUCACAGUGGUGCUGUUUGUGUUGGAGAUGGAGUGGCUUCUGAGCACCGGCCAGGACAAAAACUUCACCUGGCACUGCUCGGAGAGCGGCCAGCAGCUGGGGACAUAUCGCACCGCCGCCUGGGUUUCUGGACUACAGUUCGAUGUGGAAACCAGACACGCGUUUGUAGGGGACCAGUCCGGUCAGGUGACCAUCCUGAAGCUGGAGCAGGACAGCUGCAGCCUGGUCACCACCUUCAAGGGACACACUGGUAAUGUGACGGCGUUGUGUUGGGACCCGGCCCAGAGGGUGCUGUUCUCCGGCAGCUCAGACCACUCCAUCAUCAUGUGGGACAUCGGAGGGCGCAAAGGCACCGCCAUCGAACUGCAAGGACACAAUGACAAGGUUCAGGGCUUGUGCUACGCCUCGCACACUCGUCAGCUGAUCUCCUGCAGCUCAGACGGAGGCAUCGUCAUCUGGAACAUGGACGUAACACGACAAGAGACCCCAGAGUGGCUGGACAGUGACUCCUGUCAGAAGUGUGAGCAGCCUUUCUUCUGGAACUUCAAACAGAUGUGGGACAGUAAGAAGAUCGGCCUGCGACAGCACCACUGUAGGAAGUGCGGCCAGGCGGUGUGUGGCAAAUGUUCGUCCAAACGCUCCACCAUCCCCCUCAUGGGCUUUGAGUUUGAGGUGCGUGUGUGUGACAGCUGCCACGAGUCCAUCACCGACGAGGAUCGAGCACCCACAGCCACCUUCCACGACAGCAAGCACAGCAUUGUUUACAUGCACUACGAGCCCACCACUGGAAACCUGCUCACCUCUGGCACCGACAAGGUUAUCAAGCUAUGGGACAUGACUCCUGUGGUGUCCUGAGGUCUGUGGACGACCCGCAGUCAGCAGGAACCUCUGUUCACCAAACUGUGAGGCUCUGACAGCGGCAGCCGCACUUGGAAAAGAAAGACAGAAGCUCAUCCAACAAUAUCGAUGUCAUCUGGAUAAUAUUUAACAGUUACUGAAUAACAAGCAGUAGCUGUUGCACGUUCACAGUGAGGACACUGCAGGCCAGUGAAGCCUGGGAACAGGACAGGCCUUGGUUGACACAAGGUUACAGAUGGUUGUGGGUGUUUGUCUGUGUGCAGGUUGCUGGUGGGUGGGGAUCUCUCUGUUUGUAUAUGUGUGUGUCUGUACUGUAUAAGAGUGUGUGGGAGGGGAUGAGGCAUUUGACUGUGUAAGCAAUUGACACACUUUAUUUACUUAAUUUCCAUGCAUUCCUGGCCACAUACUGGAGACUCACAAAACAAGAGUCUGCAGUGUGGUUUGCAACUAGCCUCAGAACAAACUUGACAUUUCUUUUUUUUUUUUAGAUGUGAAGCAUCUCAUGGAACAAGAUCACAACUCGCUCACAGAUUUAAACUCGUGUUUAGCAGGCUGCAGAUUCUCCACAAGAGGGGGCUGUUUAAUUAUUGUCAAACCAGAUUUACACCUGCAAAACCUGCACCACCUACAGGAAAGCAAAGUAACAGCAGCAGCCGCUGGACUCGUCCUCUACGGGCAAAGUAAUGGCUGCUAGAAGGUUUACCUUCACUUUUCUUUGUGUGUGUGUGUUUGCUUUCUUAGCUUUUACAUUUGACUUUUUCACCACCUGUUACAUUAGGUAACAGGCAAAAUUUAACAUCAAUAUGUCACACUGAUCUCCAGUGGAUAUUUAAUACUCAAAUUUAAAUACUAUUGAGGUUGUGGCUGUAAAGCACCAAAUGUUAAGAUAUGAAUUUGAGGAUUUAGUAAAUUAAUUCAGAAUUGUUUCCCUGGCUGGAAAUAUAUAAACCAGACAAGGGAGCUCAUGUGUUCAGCCGCGAUGCCAGUCACCAUGUUGAUGUUCUGACCCAUGAGUACUCAGUUCUUACUACUACAUUAUCACACAGGUACUCAGUACUCAUGGGUUGGACCACACCCAUCUUUGAACUCAGCCUUCAUUUUGAUCUCAGCUACACACCUGUAAAGUUUCGGGACUGUAUCUUGCACUGUUGUGACAAAAUCUCUCCAUCUCCAGGACCGCAUAUAUCCAUGAUGACACAAACACACAGAAACGCACAACAACCUAUUGUUUGUUUGACCUAUUUUCUAUAUUUAUACAUUGUGGUGUAAAAGUCUUAAACCACUUUGCCAUCUGGUUAGGACCUCCUAUUUUCCAUCUGCAAUUUAACUAGGAGACCAGUCAUGCAGGACAGAGGACACAUAGUGACACUGCAGUUGUAAGUCAUUGCCUGUAGGUGGCACUAUUUGUCAGUACUGCAGGAGCUGUUGCAUUCCUUGCCUGUAGAUGGUGCUAAAGAGCAGCAUAUCUGCAGUUCUUACUUGCUGGUAGCUGGCACAGUUUGGACUGAAUCGGCAUGUCCGAAACUGCUGGAGCAGCAUGUCUGCAGGGUUAUACAAUAUCAGCUGAUCCUGCAUUCAGGUGCUUCACCAUCACUCACACUGUGUUUGAGUCAAAGAAAUCCUGAGCUUUCUAAAUAUAUCUAAUCCGAUAUCAGUCACAUCUUUGUGGGUGAAACAGUACUUUAAAUUUGACAAUGAGGAAAGUGUUCAUACAAGCCCCUGGAUGUUAACAAACAAGCCCUUUACUUGAGUCUGAACUGAGCUGCAUGGUAUCAGAAUAUCCAAGUUUUCUUUGAGUUUAAGUGUGUGAGUGGCUGCUGGACCAAAUGGCCUCUCCACUGAGCGUUACAGAUGGACUGGCUUUCAAGCAAACCUCUUUAACUCCUAAAAGUUGGUACAUGAUUACAAACCAAACAUUGAUCAGACACACAGAACUUCAUUUUUUUUAAUUCUAGCAGAGAUCUUAAAAGUUUUCAAAGACACAAAAUACAGCAUGUGAGACUUUUAAGGCAGUGAGAUUUGUUGCAGCUGUAAGAAUCGUGGCAUCUUUGGUUUGAAGUUUACACUCAGUGUCACAUCAUGAAGCUUCAGGCAGAUGUACAACAUAUCUGUAAUACUAUUGUACUUUACAGACAAUUGAAGCAGGGGAUCAGAGGUAAAGUGAUUGUAAUGGACACUGAUGGGAGUGCAGAUCCUUGUCAUGGUAGUGUAAGCACACACAGUGUAAACCGAAGAGUACACCUGUCACUCCCACUACUACACUACCGGGUUUUGUCAUCUGUAAAUUAACCAGACCGCUUGCUGAUCUUUGAAAACAGUACUUUUGUAUAUUCUGUCCUGUCAUCAGUGGAGCUGCUUUGACAUUAUUUAUUAUUCCAAGUGUGGUCUAAAUAUUUCUGACAUGGAAACGCACAUAUCAUCAAACUAAUCAGAGGCAGCACAUAAACACUGUACCUGUACCAGGACUGAGAGGAAACUCCUGAACAUGGUUUGCUUUGAUUUUGUUCUCAUCGUAGCUGUUUUUUUUUUUUGUUUUGUUUUAUUACUGACUUUUAUGUCAAUGCACUGGAAUCAAGAAACAAGAAUAUGUCGCAAAUCGCUGCUGUGAAGAGGAAACAUGACGUUUUUUGUUCUUUUUUCUUUUUUAUGAUUAUCAUGUCUGCUUUAAUGAUCAGAUAGUAACUGAGGUGAUUUCUUCUGAUGUUAAAACCCCACUAAAUAUUUUCCAAAGAUGUUUGAUGUUUAGAUUGAAAAUGAGGUGAACUUGAAGAUUUAUCUCCAACAAUAAGAGAAAUGAAAAUGUGUGAUCUUGAUUGGUAAGCUUGGUUUUUGGAAAGAGUGAGGAAGUUCACAGCUACUCAUAAAGGUACAUUUACAGCAGCUGUCAACAGAGUGUGAGCCUGAGGGUACUGAUAUUUCAAAGGACCAUACCAGUGUUUUACUAAGGUUUCAGCUCCUUAACUACAAAUCAUGUAUAUUUAACUUUUUCGCUGAUCAGUUCUUAAUGCAUGAUGUACCGAUUCCAGUUUUUAGGAUGUAUUUUUUCCAAUGAUUCCAAGAAGCUGUUGGCUUCCAGCUAAUUGGCAAAUCACUCUGUACUGGAAUUCAUGUAAAACUUUGACUGCCUGGAGUGGUAAAAAAAAAAAAACACACCAAAACUAAAUCACAAUAGCUUGUUUUGCAAAAGAAAUAUCUGUAAUCAUAUUAAGUCUGUGUGAUUUUAAAUGGGCAACACAGGAUCCAAAAUUAUUACAUAAACAAUACCUACACUUUUGUUGCAGUGAAAAUACAUUCAUCUGAGGCCAGUUGUGACCGUUAAUGUAACUUUGUGUGUAUAAAUAAUAUAUUAAAAGAGCAGGUAUUCACCUAAACCAGA